GAUUCAACAUUUAAAAGUAUAAAAAGCACAAUAAUAUUAUAACCAACACCUAUAUCCAGUACUUAUCAUUCACUCAUUGUUCUUGAGAGAUCAAGAUGAACCCAAGUUGCCCAUAUUUUAAUAACUUAUUGGCAUUACCAUAUAUAAUAUAUCCAAUAUGCCAACUUUUUUUUGUUUGAUUCCCUACGUGAAACAAGCCAUGUUUUCGAACCAAAUACCUUUGAAUUGUGAAGCCAUUUGCAUGCAAACUAACACGUUGCCCAUGAGGUGUCUAACAAAAGCCUCACCCCAUCGCCGCGUCGUCUUCCCUCAUCAGUCCGCCAUUUCUGGUUGUUUUUCCACAUCCUCAACUGCACUCCAUUUUUACAAAAGAGAAAGCAACCAUUAUUUGCAGCUGUUCUUCUUAUGCUACUCACUACUGGUGUCUUUUCACCACAUCUAAUCCACCAUGCAUAAAUGCCACGUCCAUCUCUGCCAAAUUGGACACUCGGCGAUCAGCAUGUUACCUUAAUUUUCACUCUCAGCUAGAGUUCUAGCUACUAUAAGUAGGGAUUGAGGAAGUGGCAUUGAAGGGCAUCUCGGGUCUUAAAACAUGGCGUUGUCUACUGUUAAGUUUCGAUUGUGUCUCGUGGCGUUUACUCUUUUUCUUGCUUGUGUGUCUGUUGGUUUGGGUGCUGAGGGUGAGAGCCUUGGCAGCGGGGUUGGGGCUGACAAUGGAUGUGUGAACGGGUGUGAGGAGUUGAAGGGAAAGAAUGUGGAUGAGUUUGCUGCUUGCGCCAAGAAAUGUGGAGUGAACCAGAAGGUGACUGAGAUUUGUCGACAAUGGUGUCAAGUGGCGGAGAAGCAUGGGGCGGAGCAGCAACGUAGGUGUCGACAAGCCUGUGAGGAGCGGCUGAGGGAGCAAGAAAGGGGGGAGGAUGUUGAGGAAUAUAAAAGGAGAGAUCCUGAGAGGGAGAGAGAGGAGCAACGUCGUAGGGAACAUGAACGGGAAGAACGACGUCGUCGUGAACGUGAGAGAGAGCACGAGAGGGGUAGAGGCCAUCGUGAUGAGAAUGAAAGAGAUCCUGAGCACGAACGAGAAGAGAGACGUAGAGAGGAGCAACGAAGAGAGCAAGAACAACAUCGGAGAGAGCAAGAACGUAGAGGCAAGAGGGAAGACGAAGAUGAUGAAAACCAAAGAGACCCAGAUUGGCGCAGGGAGCAGGAGCGCAGAGAGCAAGAGCGAGAACGUCGAGAACGCCAACGAAGAGAAGAGAGGGACGAUGAAGAUGAUGAAAACCAAAGAGACCCAGAUCGGCGCAGGGAGCAGGAGCGCAGAGAGCAAGAGCGACGACGUAGAGAGCAAGAGCGAGAACGCCGAGAACGCCAACAAAAAGGCGAGAGGGAGGUGGAAGAUGAUGAAAACCAAAGAGACCCAGAUUGGCGCAGGGAGCAGGAGCGCAGAGAGCAAGAGCGAGAACGUCGAGAACGCCAACGAAGAGAAGAGAGGGACGAUGAAGAUGAUGAAAACCAAAGAGACCCAGAUUGGCGCAGGGAGCAGGAGCGCAGAGAGCAAGAGCGACGUCGUAGAGAGCAAGAGCGAGAAGGUCGAGAACGUCAACGAAGAGGCGAGAGGGAGGACGAAGAUGGAAACCAAAGAGACCCAGAUUGGCGUAGGGAGCAGGAGCGCAGAGAGCAAGAGAGACGUCGCAGAGAGCAAGAGCAAAGAGAACGUGAAUGGGAACGAGAGCAUGGGAGAAGGGGAUCUCGUGAUGAGAACCAAAGGGGACAAGGAGGACGAGAAGAGCAGAGAAGCAGGGAAGAAGAACGGAAACGUGAAGAACGACAGAGAGAACGACAACAUGGUGGAAGAAGCCGUGUAAAUCAAGUGGAGACCCGAUGGACAGAGCAAGAACAGAGAAACAAUCCCUACUACUUUCAGGAGCGACAAUUUCAAUCGAGGUUCAGAUCUGAUGAGGGCCAUUGGAGGGUGCUCGAGAGGUUUUCAGAGAGGUCGGAGCUUUUGAAAGGAAUUAAGAACCAGCGAUUCGCAAUUCUUGAGGCCCGCCCUCAGUCCUUCAUCAUCCCCCACCACUUGGAUGCAGAAUCUGUUCUCAUUGUUGUAAGAGGAAGAGCAACAAUCACUACGGUUGUCCAGCAGAAGAGGGAAACAAGAAAAGAGUCUUACAAAGUUGAACGUGGAGACGUUAUGACGAUUCCGGCGGGGACAACUGUUUACUUGGCAAACCAAGAAAAUGAAGAUCUCCAAAUCGCGAAAUUGAUUCAGCCCGUCAACAAGCCUGGGGAAUUCAAGGAUUAUCUAUCUGGCGGAGGUGAAGCUCAAGCAUAUUACAGCGUGUUUAGCAAUGACGUUCUCGAAGCUGCUCUAAACAUUCCACGUGAUAGACUAGAGAGGAUAUUCAAGCAGAAAAGCGAGAUGAGAGGAAAAAUCGUAAGGGCUUCACAAGAGCAACUAAGAGGGUUGAGCCAACGUGCCACUUCCGUAAGAAGAGGUGGUCAAGGGGCUAGAGCUGUAAUCAAGCUCGAAAGCCAGACCCCUGUUUACAGCAAUCAAUAUGGCCAAAUGUUUGAAGCUUGCCCUGAUGAGUUCACCCAACUUCGGAGAACCGAUGUUGCCACUGCUGUUCUUGAUAUCAAACAAGGUGGAAUGAUGGUGCCCCACUUCAACUCGAGAGCCACAUGGGUGGUCUUCAUUUCAGAAGGAACUGGAUCUUUCGAGAUGGGCUGCCCUCACAUACAAGGUGGGCAGUGGCAACGAGAAAGAAGAGAAGAAGAACGACAUGGGAGAAGGGAAGAAGAGAGAAGCGGUCGAAUCGAAAGAGUUGCCGGCCGUCUAUCACAGGGCGGAGUACUCGUAAUUCCGGCAGGUCAUCCAAUCGCCAUCAUGGCUUCCCCUAAUGAGAAUCUCCGCUUGGUUGGGUUUGGAAUCAAUGCCGAAAACAAUCAAAGAAACUUCCUCGCUGGGAGAGAGAACAUAAUGAACGAAGUAGAUAGAGAAGCAAAGGAACUUGCAUUCAACGUAGAAGGCAAGCAGGCAGAAGAGAUUUUCAAAAGCCAGAAAGAAUCUUUCUUCACAGAAGGGCCGGAAGGAGGUCGCCGGAGGUCGAUGGAGAGAAGCCCGUUGAUGUCGAUUCUGAAACUAGCAGGUUACUUCUGAAAAGGGAGAACGAAGGAUGAAGAAGAAAAAAGAGGAGUUAUGAAUAUAAAUAAGAGACGGUGCCCAUGAAUGAAAAUAAAUAACGAAAAUUGUAGGGAAAAGAGAAGCGCUUCGGACUUUUUAUAAUACUUUUUUUGGGGGCGGGGAGUUUUAGCUCUUAAGAAAGGGAGCUUUUUGUACCAAUCAGAGGGCGUCUACUUUCUUACGGUGUAAAAAUUAUCUACAAGAUAAUAUAAUAAAUAAU
Messenger RNA from Benincasa hispida (wax gourd), 3401 nucleotides. RefSeq names its product cupin family protein (gene PAP85). The record is from RefSeq and is a predicted model, not a curated record. NCBI's taxonomy places the organism in Eukaryota, Viridiplantae, Streptophyta, Magnoliopsida, Cucurbitales, Cucurbitaceae.